Pocillopora verrucosa is the source of this 4751-nucleotide messenger RNA. The record is from RefSeq and is a predicted model, not a curated record. NCBI's taxonomy places the organism in Eukaryota, Metazoa, Cnidaria, Anthozoa, Scleractinia, Pocilloporidae.
CGAAACGUUUAGCUGGAACCCAAAACGUAGUCAAACAAACGUUGGCUUUGAGAAGGAAAACUUGGAAUCUGAGUGAGGGGAAUUUGAACAGCGAUGAGAUGGAGUUUCUCAUAAGCAUUUUUACGUCGAGGCCUUUGUCACCUGCAUAUAUCCAAUCGCUGAAUUUGAGCUACAACAAUUUUGCAAAUCUACCUGGUUUUUAUUUGUUCCCAUUGGAGACCUUGACGCGCUUAGAAGUGAAAGACAACAGAUUGUCCUUUCUGCCUACAAGUAUGAGAUGCUUGAAAGGACUUCAAGAGGUGGACUUGAGAAAUAACCAACUGAAGAAACUUGAUGUGGUUAGAGAACUGCCUAAACUUAGAAAACUAUUUGUUGAAGGAAAUCCGCUCUCACUAAAAGAGAUCAGAAGUCUUAUGAAGCAUGUGGAUACGACUACAAGAACGAUCUUCGUAGACAUUGCAGCUGUAGCUCCUCCUGAAAUUUUGGCGCAAGGACAUUCCGCAAGACUGGUUUAUGAAGAGGCCCUUAAAGAUGGAUAUGUGAAUGUUUAUCGCGGUCGCAUAGUCUUGGUUGGCCAGGAUCGUGCCGGUAAAACAAGUUUAAAGAAGACUCUCUUAGGUCUUCCAUUUGACUUCAAGGAACAGAGUACGGGCGGGAUCGAAAUUGAGCCAUCAAAGUUCGAAAUUGAAGUUGAGCAAAUUAAGAACUGGACUCCUAGUUGUGCGAACGAGUCAAGUUUGUCUGAUUGUUCGGAAUAUACAACGGGUAUGGCAAAACUGUUAGCGACAGAAAGGUAUCACAUGAUUUUUCAUGAUGACAAGGAAGACUCGGAAAUGAAAUCCGUAGGGGCACGGCCUAAGGAAGAACGCAGAGUGGAGUCAGGAGAUGAAUUGCACACAAAACAUGUUGUCGCCGAUGAGGCCUCCAUGUACGAGGAUACGGCCACAAAGUUUCCAGAUAGAUCCAGGCCAUCAAGCGAAUUUCAUGAAGGAGAUAAUCCAAGCACAAAGUCCAAAAUAGCUAUCAACGCCACCGUACUUUCUAAUGCCGUUGAAAAACAGGCUGAUGAACUCUUAAAGAACAUGAUCGUUGAAGGUGUGGAUGCUGAUCGUGCAUACAUCGAGAAAGGAUCCUCGAUAACCGCAGAUUUGUGGGAUUUUGCGGGUCAGCACGUGUACUAUGCUGCUCACUCGGUAUUUCUUUCGUCAAGAGCUGUGUACAUCGUAGUUCACAACCUUAACAAGCCACUGAAUGCCCGAGCUCAGCCAUGUGCCAGACAGGGAACUCAUGAAGUAACUUUGGAGAACCCGAACAAUGAGACAAAUCUAGAAAAUCUGCUGUCGUGGCUUGUGACAGUUCAUAAUAUGAGACCAACUGGAGAAGAAAUGGUUGAAACGCCUAACGUGCUGCCCUAUCUCCGACCUCCAGUGUUCAUUGUUGGCACCCAUGCUGACAAGCCAUAUGAAGAUACUAAGGAUGUUACUUCCAAGAUACUUCGUGAGAUUUCCAGUAAGGAAUAUGGAAAACAUGUGAUCCGACCAUUCUUCUACAUUGAUAACACUCACAGAGACAAAUCAUUCGCGCGGAAAUUCUGGAAUUUCUUUAAAUUUCAAAGAAAUGCUCAAGCAGGUCAAGAAGGAGAAAAUGAUGGCACUAGUGCCGAUGGAAUUCAAGCUCUUCGAGCGAGAAUCCUGGAAGUACUUCGACAGGAACCUUAUAUGGGAGAGAAGAUACCAGUGAGAUGGUUCAACUUCGAAAAGGUCAUUGAAGCUUUAGUAGCUAAGAAUGUAUACCACACAAAUACUGUCCAUCUUCAAACCUAUGCCAAGGAUGUGUGUUUCAUAGAAGACGAUGAACAGUUUUACACCAUGUUGAAUUUCUAUCACGACUUAGGAAUGAUUGUGAAACAUCGCAGUACAGUCAUUCUCAAGGCGCAGUGGUUAAUCAGUCUAUUCAAGAAGCUUAUAACCAUCCCAGCAUUCAAGAAAGCGGAUCCUGUGCAUUCCAAGUACUGGCUGGAACUCGAGAGAAGUGGUGUCCUUAGGAUGGAGCUUGUUGAUCACGUUUUCUCCCCUCUUAUUCAGCAAGGCGUCAACAAGGAAGACAUCUUGGACAUGAUGGAGCAGUUCUGUUUGAUUGCCAAAUACUCACCAUCUCCGGCUGACGUUCAGUACUUUGUACCAUGUCAACUGAGGUCCUCGCCUGAAGAGCUUUGUAAAUUUGAGCCAUCAUCUACGGAUCCUUGUCCUUUGUAUCUUCAUUUCCAAGAAGGCUUUGUCCCGCAUGGUCUUUUUACUCGCCUUGUUUCAAAAUCGGUUGCUUGGUGUGGUGCAAGUGGAUCGUCACAGCCUCCAAAACUCUACCAGAAUGGUGCAUGGUUCGUUCUUGAAGGACGCUUCAUUAAUGAUAUGAUUAUGAUUUGCAAGAAGAAGUUCAUAAAAAUCCUCUUGAGACAAAGAAUGAAAAAUGACGCAGUUCCAUUGUCUAAUUCAACUUUGGCAGAGGUUGCUAGAAGUGUGCGAUUGUUUAUAGAGAGCAGUUUAGAAAAGAUGUCACAGGAGUUCCCAUACUUGAGCAGGAUGCAGCAUGAAUUUUGUGUUGAAUGCCCCUACUGUCAGCAAAGCGGUCGCAAGUGCGUAAACCACAACCAAGUGUCCUGUGGAGAAGAAGACUGCUUACACCUGCUUGAAUUAAGACAAGGUCAGGAUUUGAUCUGCAUGGAAAGCAUGUCUAAUAAAGUACUUACAGUUCCUGGACAAGAAAAAUGGUUGUUGUACCAGGAUUUGGCUCCGUCAGUGACAAGAACCUCACAAGUUGCAUCAGUACGUGGUCACCCAGCAAAGUGCGACAAAACUUUGAAAGUUACUCUUCUGGCCAGUGAGUGGAAUUCAUCAAGGGGGGGUUUGUCCACCAUCAACAGACACCUUGCCAUCCUUAUGGCCAAACGUAGCGAGGUGCAAGUCACUCUCUUGGUCCCACAAUUUGCUUGUUCUGAAGAAGAGAAGAGAGCUGCAGAAAGUCACAAGAUUGUCAUCAAAGAAGCAGAGAGACGUCCAGGCUAUGACCCUCUUGACUGGUUGAGCUUCCCUCCGGAAGACCUGAUAAUUGACGUGGUUGUGGGUCAUGGAGCCAAGUUAGGUAAGCAAGCCCAAAUCAUCAGGAAGUACCAUAGUUGCCAGUGGGUACAAGUAGUGCAUACUGCGCCUGAAGAGCUCGGAAUGUUCAAAAACUAUCCGAGAGCCAUUGCCAGAGGAGAAGAGAAGACUACAGCCGAAGUAGAUUUGUGUAAAUUGGCAAAUCUAGUUGUAGCGGUGGGACCCAAGUUGACGGAGGCCUACUCUGCCUAUCUUCGCUCAUGUGAAAAGCAGCAAGAUAUUAUGUCGUUCACUCCUGGUACAUUCAAAGAGUUUUCUACUCUAAAUCAAGCCUCAGUUGACUCUGAAAAGUUUAGGGUGUUGACCUUUGGUCGUGGUGACCCUGAGGACUUCGGUCUUAAAGGGUUUGAUAUCGCUGCUAAAGCAGUGGUUGAGCUGAAAGACAACUCCUACCAUUUGAUCUUUGUGGGUGCACCUGAUGAAAAACAGGAGGCAGUUACGGAAAAUUUGUUGCAGAAUGGUAUUUCUAAACGUCAGCUGACAGUGAGAGGGUUUUUGCAAAGCAAAGAGAAAUUGAAAGAUUGUUUUUGUGAAGUUGAUCUCUGUAUCAUGCCAUCCCGCACGGAAGGGUUCGGCUUAACCGCGUUGGAAGCCUUGUCAGCUGGUCUUCCCAUUCUUGUAAGUGGAAACUCAGGUUUCGGAGACGCUCUGCGCUCUGUACCAUCCGGCAAAUCUUUUGUGGUUGAUUCUGAGGACCCCAAGGUGUGGGCUGAGGCAAUUGCUGUUGUCCGAAAGAAGAAGAGACCAGAGCGUCUUAAAGAGAUUGAACGACUGAGAGCAUCUUAUGAGGAGCAGUUCAGCUGGAAGAAACAAUGUGACCUUCUUGUUGAUAAGAUGUGGGACAAAGUUGAUGGCGCAGGGCUGCUUGAACGAACUAUUCAGAAUCUUCAGGGGAUGCAACUCUGCGCAAGCACGGUUAACAACAGCACUACCUUGACAGAAGAGUUAACGACGAUUGUAUCAGAUAAGGGCCUCAGAAUUUCUGACAAUCAAGGGUCAGGAAACUGUAUGUUCCAUGCCUUGUCAGAACAACUAGAAAUCGUAAAAGGAAUCAAAAUCCAACAUGGCCAGCUGAGACAGUCUUUAGUUCAGUACCUCAUGGAAAACCCAAAACUGCCGGAUGGAACAGAUCUGUUUCACUUUGUCCAUGGCCAUGAAACAUGGGCUGAUUACUUAGCAUACAUGGAACAAGAUGGCGCUUGGGGUGAUCACCUCAUUCUCUGUACAGCAGCAAAUCUUUUUAAAACGUGCAUUCAUGUGGUCAGCAGUCUUGGCAAUGAUGUAGACAUCAGGCCACAUGAUCCUGUUGAUGAAAGCAAGCCACUAGUACUAGGACAUAUUCAUGAGGUGCACUAUGUCAGUCUUCAACCCAUACAAGCUUUUUCCCCAUACAUGAUCUUGCUGAUAAGGAAAGAUCUCGCUCAGGAAAAAUCUGAGUACCCCGUUGGGAUGAGUGUCCCUCUCAGCCCUGAUUUGGGCGGAUAUUACUUCACUAGCUGUGAGAUCGGGGCCGAGCCAGAUCAUAUACAAGUUUCACGCAGCUCGCAAUGGCGAUACCGGAAGGGUUCAAGAAAGUUAAAAAAGUAUUCACGGUAA